AGACGCGUGGCUCAAGCAGAUGCCACCGCUGAGCUCGCGAAGCGCGGGUCGUUUCGCCGCGCCAUGGACAGCCCUCCAGCUGGGGCCUUUCAUGAAGAGCUAGGGGUGCCUCAGCGGCGCCGGGAUCUUUUCCAUCUCCGGGUCCGCGACAACGCGGGGAAGGGCACCGUCCUGGAGGUCUCAACCACGGACACUGUCCGCGACGUCAAGGCGAGAUUGGAACAGUGCUGGGGAAGCCGAAUGAAGGACCAGCGCUUGAUUUACAAAGGCACCAUGAUGGUGGAUGAGCGAUCUUUGGGCUCCUACGACUUGGAGACUGGCUCGGUGGUUGUCUUCGCCCCGCAGCUGCGGCUCCGGCACGGCAGCGGCAUCAACGGAGGGGUGGCCUGGAACAAGAGCCGUGGCCCAGGAGAGGCUAUGCCCUAUGACGCGCCUCGAGGCUUCCUGAUGGUGCCUGGCGUAGACAACUGGAGGCCUGACCUGGCCGGCAAGACCAACGUGCACGAGGCUGACCUCUUCUUCGACAGCAAGAAGGCGCCAGCGCCUUGGGAGAUCCAGUCCCGAGAGCUCAAGGCGGGGCCACGCAAGGCCCCGGUCUGUGCGUAACUGACGGGCGUGCUUUAGUUUCCUACGAUUUCGCCGGGGCGAUGCCAACGCAACGACCCGGUUCCGUGGAUGAAAUUGUCCACAGCCUGGCGUCCAACAAAUGUUGGAGGAGUCUGGACCGAGAGGAAAAGGACACAAGGCAAUAG
Messenger RNA from Effrenium voratum, 752 nucleotides. NCBI's taxonomy places the organism in Eukaryota, Dinophyceae, Suessiales, Symbiodiniaceae. The record is from the annotation of a GenBank genome assembly.